AUGGCUUUAUUUGAUCAAAAAAAGGCGAACGAAUUAUUUUACAAGAAUUAUCAAGAAACUAAAUGCUUUGCAGAGGCAAUACGCCAUGUGGAUGAGCAAUUUCAUGCGAUCGUGAUUAAUGAGGCCGAACCUAUUGAAUUGUUCCCCCCAAAGGACCUGCACACAGCGGUGGGCGGAAAACUGUGCCGUUGCCGCGGGAUGAUCCAGGACAUCUCUCUCGAGCCGAUACUCUACAAAGGGACGCCCGAACUAUUUUACACCGGUGAGGCGGGCAGUGAAAAGAACUCCACCUUUGUGGACGUUGUCUUCUAUUACGUCAUUCCUGUCCCCUGUAAUGCACACUUUUACCGCACAAGCGAAACGGCAGGCGCGGCGAUACCUGAGGACGGUGCCCCCUGCCCAUCCGAGCGAAGACGUCCCCGCAGCGAUGAGAAGGCGAUUGCCGAAGCGAACCACCCCAACGAGGCUAUUACACAGCGUGCGGCAGGUUUCUGUAGUGAAGCCCAGCGAGCUAUGAAGAAUAAUAUGGUCCACCCCGUCGAUCCAAUGCAAACCCACGAACAGUAUCUCAAUCUUCCCUACCCUGCCACCUCCAAGGCCCUGUGCACGGCGUGCAUUAUUAUGGUGCCAAUACGGCGCGACACGUGCAAAUGUGUGAUUAAUAUUAACGAUGUUGUAGACUUUUACGGGUUUCUGCACCUCCUUGAUGAUCAAACUGACCCAAGUGUGCUUGAAGAAGACGAAUUUGCUCAGUUUUCAUCGUGGCACGCCGCAGAGCUUUCUAAGGGGCUUGUAUCUCGACUGUUCUGUGUUUCCUAUCGCCAUCUUAACGAGACUCCGUCGGUUCAAAGGCGCUUAUCCCAAGGCGGUCUUACCUUUUCGCAACACCGGGAUAUGAGCAAGCGAUACUUGGAGCGGGAAAUUUGUGGUGGAGACAGCUUACUCGCGGAGUACCUUCUUCUUCAUUUGUGCACAAAAGUAAGCGGACACCACGAGAUGACGCCCAUCGGCGAUGUUCCUCUUUUGGUUACCUCUAAAAAUAUUGAACCACACGUGUGGUCUGAGCGUAUUUCUAAAAUUACACCUGUAGCCGAAGUGUUUCUUGAUGAAAAGUUGCUUUGCAGCUCCGUUCACUCAUUGGGGCCUGUUUACGACUAUGUCAAAAACUACAUUAAAACCGGUCUCUUUCAGGUGGCAAAUGGUUCGCAUAUAACGGUGGAUUGCACACACAUUCGCAAUUCUACUUCUAAUGAGGAAAAGCCUAGACCGUGGGACGAUCUACUCUUUGAUCUUGUUCACAAGCAGAGGCUUAGCAUCGAUUACCAGUAUCGCACCGUUCCCAUUUUUGUCAAUCUUGCAUUCCUAGCGCUUUCGGCGUCGGAUACCGACGCCGUGUAUUCAAUUUUUAAUUUUCCUCUCCGGUUCAAAUGGGAACCGCACACGACGUCGAGUUUUACCCUGUCUGAUGCCGCAGCAUCGGACUCUGAAGCAGCAAUCGUACGAGAGUACUUUACUCGAGCCCAUCAGUUGUCCCCUUCCUUUUCAGAUGAUAACAACGUCCAGGAUAAACUGGUAGAGACGAUGAUAAACCUCUCCGUAUCAUUUCCUAAAUGGAAUAAUCACGAUGCACUAGUCCAUAACAACAUCUUUUCUGUUGCUACCGCCUUAUUCCGAGCUCAGGCGCUCAGCAUGGGACGAGAAGCAGUAAAUGAGGAGGAUAUUGAGUUUGUUAACAAUCUAGAAAAAAAACGAAUGGAACGCCAUGUAGAUUGA
Messenger RNA from Phytomonas sp. Hart1, 1773 nucleotides. Lineage: Eukaryota; Euglenozoa; Kinetoplastea; Trypanosomatida; Trypanosomatidae. The record is from the annotation of a GenBank genome assembly.